GGCGCGCGCCGACGGGGCGGGGCGAGGCCGCGCGCCGGGAGACGGGGUCUGCGGGAGCCCCGGGAGCCCCGAGGCGGCUGCGGUGUGCGGCGCUGCGCUUCCCCGGCGGCUGAGCGCGCUUUUAAUUUUAAACCUAUAGGGAAGUUGAAAACAGUACAGUCAUCUGACACCUUUCACCCAGGCUGACAAUGAAUGUGUUCCCAUAUUUGGAUUGUCACUGUACACAGCGUCUACAUGUAUAUCCUCAGCCUCACCAUGUGCACGCGGAGGCUUCUGCAGUUCCCGCUCCGCCGCUGGGCUUGGGGGGCAGCCUUCCUGAACCGCAUCCAGUGCGGGCACCGGGGAGCCCGGCGAUGGACACAUUCCAGAGGGAGCGCCUACAAAGUGGUGAUUUUUGACAUGGGCGGAGUUCUCAUUCCUUCGCCAGGGACAGUGGCUGCAGAAUGGGAGGUUCAGAACCGUAUCCCUUCUGGAACGGUACUGAAGGCCUUGGUCAGAGGUGGUGAAACCGGGCCCUGGAUGAGAUUUAUGAGAGGAGAGAUAACGAGAGAGGAUUUCUUACAAGAAUUUGGGAACUGCUGCUCUGAAAUGGCAAAGGCUUCGGUACCUGUGGCCUCGUUUUUCUCUCUGCUGACCAGCGAGCGGGUGGCGAAGCAGUUCCCAGUGAUGACGGAGGCCAUUACUCGGAUCCGGGCUAGAGGCCUUCAGACCGCAGUCCUGAGCAACAAUUUUUAUCUUCCCGAUGGGAAAAGCUUUUUUCCCCUGGACCGGAGUCAGUUUGAUGUGGUCGUGGAAUCUUGCCUGGAGGGCAUCAGUAAGCCAGACCCUCGGAUCUACCAGCUGUGCUUGCAGCGGCUGGGCCUGCAGCCCUCCGAGUCCAUCUUCCUUGACGAUCUCGGACAAAAUCUAAAAGCAGCAGCCAGCCUUGGUAUCCACACCGUGAAGGUCCGGGACCCGGAGACUGCAGUGCAGGAAUUAGAAACGCUGCUGGGCUUCCCUCUGCGGCCGGGUGUCCGGGACACUCGUCCCGUGAGGAGGACGAUGGAGAUUCCCAAAGGGCCCCUGGAGAAGUACCUCAGAGACUUGCUGGGGACCCAGAGCACAGCAGGUCCCCUGGAACUCCUCCAGUUUGAUCACGGACAGUCCAAUCCAACUUACUACAUCCGGCUGCACGGCCACCAGCUGGUCCUGAGGAAGAAGCCCCCAGGGACACUCCUGCCCUCUGCCCAUGCAAUUGAGAGGGAGUUCAGGGUGAUGAAAGCCCUUGCAAGUGCUGGAGUACCCGUGCCGAAGGUGCUUGACCUCUGUGAAGAUUCAAGUGUCAUCGGGACCCCCUUCUAUCUGAUGGAGUACUGCCCCGGCCACGUCUACAAAGACCCCUCGCUGCCAGGCCUGGAGCCAAGCCAGAGGAGAGCCAUAUACACUGCCAUGAACAGAGUCCUGUGCAAAAUCCACAGCGUGGACCCCCAGGCCGCCGGCCUGGAAGACUACGGGAAGCGAGGGGACUACAUUGCCCGUCAGGUGCAAACCUGGACGAGGCAGUACCGCGCCUCCGAGACCAGCACCAUCGCAGCCAUGGAGAGGCUCACCGCGUGGCUGCCGCAGCACCUGCCCCGCCAGCAGAGGACCACGGUGGUGCACGGGGACUUCAGGCUCGACAACCUGCUGUUCCAUCCAGAAAAGCCCGAGGUGCUUGCUGUGCUGGACUGGGAACUGUCCACCUUGGGCGACCCCCUUGCCGAUGUGGCCUACAGCUGCCUGGCGCACUACCUGCCGUCCAGUUUCCCCAUGCUGCGAGGUUUCAGUGACCAGGACCUGACCCAGCUGGGGAUCCCUGCCGCAGGGGAGUAUUUCGAGAUGUACUGCCUGCACAUGGGCAUCCCUGCCGUCGAGAACUGGAACUUCUACCUGGCCUUCUCGCUCUUCCGCGUGGCCGCCAUCCUACAGGGCGUCUACAAGCGGGCGCUCACAGGGCAAGCAAGCUCAGCCUCUGCUGAGGACAGUGGGAAGCUGACCGAGUUUAUGGCUAACCUGGCGUGGGAUUUCGCCGUCAAAGAAGGGUUCCGGGUGUUCAAAGAGAUGCCAGCCACGAGACCAUUAACGAGGUCCCACCACACACGGGCCGGUCCGCGGCCCCCGCCGAGCCGCACAGGCACGAGGAGUUACAGCUCCGCUGCAGGAGCUGCCUCGGGAGCGCUGGUCUUCUCUCCGGAGGGCCUCUCCCCAGCCGCCAGAGAGCUGUACGAGCGGCUGGCCCGGUUCAUGCAGCAGCACGUGUACCCCGCGGAGCCAGAGCUGCAGAGGCACCAGGCCUCAGCGGACAGAUGGAGCCCGCACCCGCUGGUGGAGGACCUCAAGGAGAAAGCCAAGGCCGAAGGACUUUGGAACCUUUUCCUACCCUUGGAGACUGAUCCUGAGAAAAAGUACGGGGCAGGACUCACCAACGUGGAGUACGCGCACCUGUGCGAGCUCAUGGGCACGUCUCUGCCGGCGCCCGAGAUAUUCAACUGCUCGGCGCCGGACACGGGGAACAUGGAACUGCUGGUGCGCUACGGCAGUGAGGAGCAGAAGGCCCGCUGGCUGCUCCCCCUGCUGCAGGGCAAGGCCCGCUCCUGCUUCGCGAUGACCGAGCCCCAGGUCGCCUCCUCCGAUGCCACCAACAUAGAGGCUUCCAUCCGGGAGGAGGGCGGCUGCUACGUCAUCAACGGACACAAGUGGUGGAUCACAGGCAUCCUGGAUCCACGCUGCCAGCUCUGCGUGUUCAUGGGGAAAACAGACCCACACGCCCCGCGCCACCAGCAGCAGUCCGUGCUCUUGGUCCCCAUGGACACGCCAGGGGUAAAAGUCAUCCGGCCUCUGACGAUGUACGGGCUGGAGGACGCUCCAGGCGGCCACGGCGAAGUCCGGUUUGAGAACGUGCGUGUGCCCCGGGAGAACGUGGUGCUGGGCCCGGGGCGCGGCUUCGAGGUCGCCCAGGGCAGGCUGGGGCCCGGGCGGGUCCACCACUGCAUGAGGCUCAUCGGCUACUCCGAGAGGGCGCUGGCGCUCAUGAAGACCCGCGUGAAGUCCCGCGUGGCCUUCGGGAAGCCCCUGGUGGAGCAGGGCACGAUCCUGGCGGACAUCGCGCAGUCCCGCGUGGAGAUCGAGCAGGCGCGGCUGCUGGUGCUGAAAGCCGCGCACCUCAUGGACGUGGCGGGAAACAAGGCCGCUGCUUUAGAUAUUGCCAUGAUUAAACUGGUGGUGCCGUCCACGGCCUCCCGAGUGAUCGAUCGUGCUAUCCAGGCCUUCGGGGCAGCAGGCCUCAGCAACGACUACCCACUGGCGCAGUUCUUCGCCUGGGCCCGGGCACUGCGCUUCGCCGACGGCCCUGACGAGGUGCACCGGAGGACGGUGGCCCAGAUGGAGCUGAAGCGCCGCGCCUAGCCCUGCCGGGCUGCAGGAGCCAGGCAGCCUCACCCCGCCAGCCUCGCCCGGCUCCAGCGGUGUGCCUGGGGAGGCCCGGCCUGCAUGAGGCUGGCACCGCGCCCGGCAGCUCUGCCUGGGAUAGAAGACGUUUCUGUGCCAAGUCCUCCGGUUGUUUAGGGCGGGGAGGAAAGGGACGGGCCGAGAGCUGGUCUCCCGUCUCAUGCCCCCUUAUCUGGCCCUGGGAACCGGAGCACGGAUCAGGAACCCUGCUGGGGCUCCAGCAGCCGCAGCCCCUGCUCUGUGGGGCCUCCGGCCUGGAUCCCCGGGCCCAGAGUGCUUCUGGGAAAGCAGGAUGAAACCAAAACCCUGAAGCCACUGCAGCUGAUUCUCUUCGAGUGUCCACAACCUAGAACGCUGAUCAAAGUGUUGUUUUGGAAGGGGGUGGGGGUCACAGAACAGUAAGGAGACACGUCUGAGACUCUGAGCUUCUGUCAGCUGCAAGCAGUGGAGAAUAAAGUCCCCCCCACCCCAUCA
Molecule: messenger RNA, 3939 nt
Organism: Oryctolagus cuniculus (rabbit)
Lineage: Eukaryota; Metazoa; Chordata; Mammalia; Lagomorpha; Leporidae
Gene: ACAD10
Product: acyl-CoA dehydrogenase family member 10
Molecular function (GO): flavin adenine dinucleotide binding; oxidoreductase activity, acting on the CH-CH group of donors
Source: RefSeq, a predicted model, not a curated record